Messenger RNA from Paecilomyces variotii, 4902 nucleotides. RefSeq names its product putative exonuclease Kem1. Gene Ontology annotation, molecular function: 5'-3' RNA exonuclease activity; RNA binding. Gene Ontology annotation, cellular component: nucleus. The transcript has a single exon. Gene Ontology annotation, biological process: rRNA catabolic process; nuclear-transcribed mRNA catabolic process. The record is from RefSeq and is a predicted model, not a curated record. Bases 241 to 4545 code for a protein of 1434 amino acids. NCBI's taxonomy places the organism in Eukaryota, Fungi, Ascomycota, Eurotiomycetes, Eurotiales, Thermoascaceae.
CCGCCACGAACGGACGACUGGGGUUUGCUUUCUUUUAACCUGUCGUAUUGUUUUCCUUUCUAUUUCAUACGGCGACGUAUAGUGGAGGACUUCGGUCGCUUUUCUUCAGACCUCAUUUACCCUGAUGCCGCACUUGCGAGCUUGCUAGAUAUCUCAAUUCCCCGAGAGGCGAACCCUACCCCGACGACUUUUCCUUGGACAUAUUCAAGCUCCCGGUAUCUACAUUAAUUUACUGCCACCAUGGGUGUCCCCAAAUUCUUCAGGUGGCUCAGUGAGCGGUAUCCGCCCAUCUCGCAGCUCAUCGCCGAGAACCGGAUACCAGAGUUCGACUGUCUGUAUCUGGAUAUGAACGGUAUUAUCCAUAACUGUACGCAUAAGGACUCGGAUUCUCCCACAUUUCGUAUGACGGAAGACAAGAUGUUCAUCGCCAUUUUCAACUACAUUGAACAUCUCUAUGGCAAAAUCAAGCCAAAGAAGUUAUUCUUCAUGGCUAUCGACGGUGUUGCCCCUCGCGCUAAGAUGAACCAGCAGCGCGCACGACGAUUUCGAACGGCACUUGAUGCUGAGGUCGCGAAAGAAAAAGCUAUCGCAGAAGGAGUCGAGAUGCCGAAGGAAGAUGCUUUUGAUAGCAAUUGCAUUACUCCGGGAACCGAGUUUAUGGCGAAGUUGACCCAACAACUGAAAUAUUUCAUCAACAAGAAGAUAUCAGAGGACGUGGAAUGGCAAGGAGUGGACAUUGUGCUUUCCGGACAUGAGGUCCCUGGAGAAGGAGAGCACAAGAUCAUGGAAUAUAUUCGGCAGGCGAAAGCCCAGCCAGGAUACGACGCCAACGUGCGACACUGUCUCUAUGGUCUGGACGCAGAUCUAAUCAUGCUUGGUCUGCUCAGUCACGACCCGCAUUUCUGUCUUCUCCGUGAAGAGGUGACUUUUGGCAGGCAAAACCAAAAGAAGAGCAAGGAGCUCGAACACCAGAAUUUUUAUCUUUUGCAUCUUUGUAUUGUGAGAGAAUACUUGGAGCUGGAAUUCCAAGACUUGGAAGUGGAAGGAGCGCUGCAAUUUCCAUUUGACAUGGAGCGCGUUAUUGACGAUUUCAUCCUCAUGGCUUUCUUUGUUGGAAACGAUUUCUUACCUAAUCUUCCGAAUCUGCAUAUCAAUGAAGGUGCUCUGGCACUUAUGUUCAAGACUUACAAGGAACAAUUGCCGAAGAUGGGUGGGUACAUCAAUGAGCGCGGUACUAUCAACAUGGAGCGUUUGGGGAUUCUACUGGAUUCGCUCUCCGACGUCGAAUAUCGCUUUUUCGAGAUGGAGUAUUCGGAUGCACGUUGGGUGAAGUCGAAAAAGAACGGCGGGCAGGAGACGUUGGAACUUCAAGAGAAACCCAAGGGUCUCACAAUCACUCCUACACAAAAGGAACUCCUCAAGAAAGUCAAGCAGUACGUUCUCAAUCGUCCUGCAGACACCCAGGAAAUCGAACCAUUGGAUCUUCCGCCGACCCUUCCGGCUCGCGAUCGAAAGUUCAUUGAGCAACUUGCUGACGACCUUCGACUGCCGUGGACGACGGUGUUGGACGAACACGAUCAGCGAUUCAUAAGGCUUCGGCUUCCAUCAAAGGAGAAUGAUGAAAAUGGCGACAACGAAGAAGAUGAGGAGGAUGAAGAGGAAGACGAAGAAGCAUUGGUUGCGCUCCGCCGUGUUCUCAAGAAAUACGAAAAUGCAAAGGUCCAAGAAAUCUCCGCAGAAGAGGCUCAAGCGGCGGCCGAGAAGAAGUAUGAGGAGAAAUUCCGGGAGUGGAAGAAUAACUACUAUGAGAGCAAAUUCGGAUGGGGCCUCGAUAAUGAGGAGGAGAUGAGGAAGUUGACGGAGAACUACGUCCAGGGUCUCCAAUGGGUGCUCUUUUACUAUUACAGGGGUGUCGCUUCUUGGCCGUGGUUCUAUAGCUAUCACUAUGCCCCGAUGAUUUCAGACGUUAAGAAGGGUCUGAAAGCGGAUACAAACUUCAAGCUCGGACAACCCUUCCGACCCUUCCAGCAGCUCAUGGGAGUCUUGCCUGAUCGAAGCAAGCAAAUAGUACCUAAGGUGUAUCAUGAGCUGAUGACUUCACCCGACUCACCCAUCAUCGACUUCUAUCCGCGAGAGUUUGAGCUUGACAUGAACGGCAAAAAGAUGGAGUGGGAAGCUGUUGUUAAGAUCCCUUUCAUCGAUGAGAAACGACUACUAGGCGCUAUGGAGAAGAAGGACAAACUACUCAGUGAUGCGGAAAGGGCCCGAAAUGAGUUCGGGGUCAGUCUCAAGUUUACAUAUUCCCCCUCGAUCGAGUUUGAGUACCCAUCUUCACUCCCUGGAGUGUUUCCUGAUAUUCCACAUUGUCAUUGCAUCGAGAAUAUAUUCGAUCUGCCGACCAUGGAAGGACUCGAGCCCUAUGUUGGCCUGGUAGACGGUGUGAAAUUGGGUAAAGCUGCGCUUGCAGGCUUUCCCACUCUGAAGACUUUGCCUCACGUUGGCCAGCUUGGUUUCCACGGAGUGAAUGUCUUCCAGCAAGAGAGUCGAAACGAGAGCAUGAUCGUUACCCUCCUCAAUCCCGAGUCGAGAUCGAACAUCGAGCUAGCGAAAGCUAAACUCGGGCAGCGUGUUUACGUUGGAUACCCUUUCUUGCAGGAGGCUCUUGUUGUUCGCGUUUCAGACGAGCUUUUCGACUAUGUCCUUCCUAUAGGGGAACAGCACGUGGCAUCCGUUCCUCACACACCUCAACAGAUUGAGCAGUGGAAAAAGAAAGCGGACAAGAUCGAAGCUUACUAUAGUAAACGACUGGGAAUCAUCACUGGUCCAGUUGAAUCUAUGGUCCACGUCCAAAUGCUCAAAGGCCUACUGAAGACGGACGAGGGUGCUACGCUAAAGGAGUUUGCCGAAAUUCCAGGCCAGGAGACUGAUUAUGCUCUCCAGCUCAUUGUGGAUGAGGUUAUUAGCGAAGACGAACGCUUCAUGGAGCGGGAAGCACUUCCCAUCGAGGAAGAAUUUCCCGAAGGCUCGAGGGCCUUUUUCCUAGGAGAAUUCAACUAUGGCAGACCUGUCCAUGUUACUGGCCACGAAAAUGGCAAAGUCAAUGGGCUGAUAGCUGCCGUGAAAGGCAAGGAGCCUGAAUUUGGGAAGCUGCAUGCUAGAAACGCCGAGAGGCUUUUCCCAUACACUCCCUCAUUCAUAAUUGCUCGCAACUUACACUUGAACCCAUUGGCCUUGGCGAAGAUAACGUCCUCCUUUACCGUCGAUGUGGAUGGCCAACGUGUCAACUUGGGCCUCAAUCUCAAAUUUGAAGCAAAGAAGCAGAAGGUUCUUGGCUACUCUCGCCGUGGUGAGUCCGGCUGGGAAUUUAGCCAAAAGGCGAUUGAACUCGUACAGCAAUACAUGAUCAAAUUCCCAGAGUUUAUAGCUGGGCUACAGCGAAAUCCUCAGGGAAAUAAAUACCAACCCACCGAUUUCUACCCGGAGGAGAUUGCAAACGAGAAGAUCAAAGAGAUCAGACAAUGGCUCAAGGAUAUUGAAGUCAAGGGGUUUGAACGAGUGCCACUUGAAGCAGAGCAGCUCGACUCAGAUGUUGUGAAGCUCAUCGAGCAAGAUGCGGACCGUCUGAUCCAGAGUCAGCCUCAGGUAGAGGCCAAGAAGAUCAAGGGUGUUCCCCGAGGAGCACUGUUAAAGCCAGCUGAUGUGGAGCACAGACUCGGAAACCAAAAGUUUUCUCUUGGUGACCGCGUGGUCUACGCUCAGGAUUCUGGCAAGGUACCCAUUGCUACUCGAGGAACCGUCGUGGGCCUUACUCGUACUCCUAGAGCUAUCUUACUAGACGUCGUCUUUGACGUCUCGUUCAUGAGUGGCACUUCCCUGGGAGACCGGUGCUCUCCCUUUAGAGGACAAACCGUGAUGUCCUCCUCCGUGCUUAACCUGACAUAUAGACAGCUUACCGCUAGUACUCGCGCAGCUGCAAAUCAUCAGGCUCAGCACCAACAGACUCCAUUGACCGUCCAAGGAUAUGGCGCCGCGCUUGGACCUGCAGCACUGGGGCAGCUGAAACAAGCACCAGCCCCUCCGCCCUUGAGAGGUUCAUUCCGUGGUGCUGUUGCCGGACACCAAGGCAACAUUAGAGGCGGUCGCGGUGGUCGUGGUGGUCUUAACGGCGGCCCUGCUUCGCACGCCGAGACGGGCGUAUCGCACAACUUGCCUUUCCGUCCUCGCGGUGGUCAGCAGAAUGGUGAUUUUGCCCCUCGUGGCAGGGGACGUGGAGUAAUCGCCAAUGGCUCCCGCGGUGGUCGUGGGCGUGGAGGAUAUGUGUCUGUCGACAACAGCAAUCCUGAAGCUGGUGUCAUCCAGAACAACCCAAACUUCAAACCAAAGAAUUACUCAAAUGUGCCUCCACCGGCAAGCAUAGGCAAUAACAGAGGUGGCAGAGGUGGAAGAGGAGCCAGCGGACCUCGCGGUGCGGGACGUGGAAACGGACCCAGAGGCAGAGGUGUGAACCGAGGAAGAGGAGCCGCCGUUGCCGGAGCUAGUGCUUGAUUGAUCAAACAUAAGUUUGUGGAUAUCCCACCACUGUAACUGGCAUCGACUGUCCCUUUUCUAUACUCAUCAUGUUGUAUAUGCUUGAGAUGAUGCCGGUUUAUAAGAGGAUUUCUGACCAGGCGUGCUCGGAUAGCGGUUAGCUAUGAUGUCUCACAUUCUAGUCUCUCCCAGCUGAAAUGGGUGCAUGUGUUUUCUUUAGCAUGUAUCUACCUGUACAUUAUCAGGCGCGGUCCACAGAAGAAUCAGACGAGAAAAUGAUACUGGCAGGCAGCUUAUUCAUAUACCUGCCUAAUGGUAUUAAGAAAACCGCAUCUUUUUCCUAAAUUUAUUCGGAACAAAUAGAUCUAUAAGCGC